CAAUCUUGUCGGUCAGGUUAUUUAUAUCACAAACUAGAUGGCUGCAAGGAUAUUAAUGAGUGUACAUGGCCACAAUGUGAUCCAUCCGCAAUAUGUCGCAACACAAUUGGGAGCUAUGAGUGUUACUGUGGUAAAGGGUUUAUCCGCAAUCCUGGGACCUCCAGCAUUGCAACAACUUGUAAAGAUGUGGAUGAGUGUGAGAAUGAAGAUGUGUGUGGCAAGAACGCAAUCUGCUAUAACUCCUUGGGGAGUUACCGCUGUAUCUGUCCGGCAGGAUUUCAGCCAGUGUCAGAACAAACACAAGGGACCUGUACAGUGCAACCUCUCAACUGUCCCAACCCAGAAAAGCCAAACAAUUCCACCCUUGAACAGCCAAACUGUGUGGGUGAUGAGUCUUGCCUCGUAAUGGAAUCAGCUCACCACUUACUUGAUAAAGUCUGUCAGAAUUUCAGCAUCACAGACGAUAUCCAGGCUAUCACAAACUUUACAAAUGGUCUCCUCAGUAGGAAUUCACGGCUACAGAACAUGACGACCACUCAACGGUUAAAUGUAGCAGCAACCAUCUUGGAUCUCUUAGAGAAUACGGCAAUGGCUGUUGCUUUGAAUUUGUCCAGAGGGGAAACAAAGUCAAUCUCAGAAGACUCUUUCGCUGGCAAGAUCCAGGUGUUUGGUAAUCAAAAUAUGCCAGGUGACUUGGCAAGAAUCGAGAUCCAGAAUAACACCAUGGAGAUAAACUGGAGAACGGUCAUGGGAGCAAAGAACUCUGACUUUGCUGCAGUCUCCUUCUUUGUAUUCAGCGACAUGGAAUCCAUUUUGAACAGCGAGAUCCAUAAAGAUGGCAUCAAGCAGUUGGAAGCAACUGAAGGAACAGGCUGGUUAAACUCCAAAGUGGUAACAGCCAGAAUCAGUAACAAAGCAGCCAGCCACAACCUGACAGAAAUGGUCAAUUUUACACUGAAACUCAACCAGGAUAUCAAAGAUCACGAGAAGGCCGACUGCGUUUAUUUAAAGAGAACAGAAGAGGGAAGUUUCUGGUCGUCUGAGGGCUGCUUCCUGAUUAGUUCCAAUGGAAGCAACGUAAUAUGCCAAUGUAACCAUCUGACGAGCUUUGCUAUUUUAAUGUCUCCAGUUGAGAUCGAGGAAGACUGGUCCUUGCUGCUGAUCUCCACUAUUGGGCUCGUAGUAUCCCUGCUGUGCCUUGCCGCCUCCAUUGUCGUGUUCACCAAGUGCCGCUCCAUCCAAAAGGCCAGCAUCAUCGUGUACAAACAUCUGAGUAUCAACCUCUUCCUAGCACAGCUCAUCUUCCUGACAGGAAUCCAUGUGACAAACAAGGUGGUGUGUGCCCUGGUUGCAGGAUGCCUACAUUACUUCUUUCUAACUGUCUUUGCCUGGACGUUCCUGGAUGCUUUGCAGGUUUUCAUUGUGUGCAGACACCUCACAGUCACAAGGUUUGCCCACUCAUACAUCAUCAGACGGAGAUACCUGUAUUCCUCUGGCUAUGCUGUGUCUGCACUGAUUGUAAUUAUAUCAGCAGCAAUCCGUCCCUAUGGCUACGGAUCAGAAAAAGACUGCUGGCUGAGCCUAGAGUGGGGCUUUCGAUGGAGUUUCCAAGGGCCAGUCUGCCUUGUGAUUGUGGUGAAUAUGGUGUUGUAUGUCUGGACACUCUGUUUACUGAGGCAUCAUUUGUCCACACGUGAUGUGAAUGUGUCAAAGAUUAAAGACACCACGACCCUGACUCUUAAGGCAACUGCACGUUUGUUUGUCCUGGGAUGCACUUGGAUCUUUGGGAUAUUUAAUAUCAACAAGAGCACCUUCUUCCUCUCCUACAUAUUCACUGUCAUCAACACUCUCCAGGGCCUCUUUAUUUUCGUAAUCUACUGUGUUUCCAAUCGCCAGGUGAGGGAUGAAGUUCGGAAAUGGUUCAUCAAGUCAAGAACAUACUCAACCAGCAACACUUCAGAUGUUCAAAUGAGUUCUCUCGAGACUAACACAUCGUAACCCUCCUGAGGACUCCAGAGGUGACAGCGAUAAGACCUUCCUUGGUUUGUGUGUCUGUGUCUCUAUCUCUGUCUGUCUGUGAGUACAGCGUGUGCAUUGUUUAAAAAGUUGGCUUUGUUUUUUGUUAGCUUUUCAAGCUUUGCCAGGCAAGUUAUUUUGUUU
Molecule: messenger RNA, 2160 nt
Organism: Hemiscyllium ocellatum (epaulette shark)
Lineage: Eukaryota; Metazoa; Chordata; Chondrichthyes; Orectolobiformes; Hemiscylliidae
Product: adhesion G protein-coupled receptor E1-like
Exons: 16
Coding region: 406-1998 (530 amino acids)
Biological process (GO): adenylate cyclase-activating G protein-coupled receptor signaling pathway; cell surface receptor signaling pathway
Cellular component (GO): membrane
Molecular function (GO): G protein-coupled receptor activity
Source: RefSeq, a predicted model, not a curated record